AUGUCCGACACGAGGAGGAGCAUGCGUCCGCCCACGGAUCGCUACAGCCCUCUCAUCAGACCAACUGACGAGGCUUGGAAAACCAUCGAGGACGAAUUCAAGAGCAUCCUUUCGGACCCUACUGUACGCAUUCAACAGAUUUUGGACGACCACUUUACAGACCAUGAGAAAAAGCUGUUCCUGCCCGCCACUCAACCUCGAAGCCUUAGAGAGUGCCAGGAAGACAACACCGAGCGAUACCAUGCCCUUUUCCAAGGCAGAUUCAAAGGCCAUCCUCUGUCUUUGGCCACCAAGUUUACAAUGCUUUACUUCGGUCUGCCCGUCGAACCGGUCCUGUCCCAUCUGUUCGGCCAGGGUAAGCCUACCUUUGACGUCGACGACUGGGAGGACCUCCACGAAGCAGAGGUUUGCCCGCCGCUGCACUUCCUCACGGCUCACGACCGGCGGAACUUUGGCCAUGACAACAUGAGAGGGACGGAAGCACAUUACAGCACCAUACCUGUGCCUGCGUCGCAGCUUUCUGGAGCGACCGAUUUUGACCUUCAGGAGUCUGAUUCUCAAGGCCUAAGCCUUCGCGGUGGAGGUCUAGAUGACGACGACAACGAAGAUGGCGAUCACGAUAUGCCGGAUAUGGAGAAACAACCUCGGCGACAGCUCUUUUCAGGCCCCGGACUGGUCUCUAAAGUGUUUGGAGACAAGGGCAAUGGAUCUUCUAGCAAAUUGCCGACGUCGAAUCGCCAUACCAAGCUCUUUGGACUCUCAUCCACGAAUCCAACAUCAAAUGCGCCCGCCCCUGGCCGGACAAACACCCCCAGCGCCCCUCAGUCCAAAUUGCUUCCGAUUCCGAAAUCGACCCAUGGUGGUACUUUCAAUACUUCUCCCCCCAAGUCUGCGGCCGGAGGUAUUUUCAGCACUCCAACCCCCAAGCCCGCGGCCAGCACGCAGCCGACGGCGUCUCACGCUGGUGUGACAGCUGGUGGUCAAAGACCCAAUCCUUCCAGCAGUGUUGGAGGAUUCGUACCUCCCCGCCCUUCUGGGUUUGCUCCUCCUCCUGCCGGUUCCAACCCACAGUCAUUCGGAGGUUAUUUCCCUCCCUCUUCGUUCGGCCCAAAAGUCCAGUCGACAUACAGCACAUCGACUCCUUCAGCUGAUACCUUUGUUCAGUUGUUCGGCUUCCAGGGCCGAGUAUCGUUCGACUCGGGAAACCUUUCCACUCUCCAGGAAGCUACCCGAAAGCUGCUUUCUCUGAAGCAACGGGACCAAUGCGAUGUCAUUCUUGCGCAUAUCAGCCGAAAUGGCGGGAAAAUCGAACGCUCUUUCGAAACCACCAUACGGGAUAUCUCGAAAGGCGAAGUGGCUCAGUACGUCGACGAACAGAAGUCAAACCGCGAUUGCGUGUGGUUCACCCAUAGGAAAGGGGAAACCACCCCGACUGAUUUCGCGCCCACGGAAAGCGAAUUUUUGUGGAAUUUGGUCAAGUUGAGGCAUGUUGACAGUCAAGGCCAAGAGAACCUCUCCUACUUGGGCAUGCCUAAUCGCGGAAAGUUCUUCCAUACUGAAGCAGAGGGGGAACGUUGGCCAACCCCGAAACCCUGGGGCAUCAACCAUUACAUGCCUUUCUUGAAGACUGCCCAGGAAGUCCUUAUAGGACGCCCGAAAGAGCCGGGUGAGAGCGACUGCGAUAUACGCCUGUCCAAUGAGUUCUCAACUUCGAGAUCAUUUGCAAGGCAGUGGUUCGGCGGCCUCGAGAUCGAUCAUGAGCUGUGGAAAAUGAUGCACCCCCGAUGCAACGGCUCCAGGCCAUUCAACGUUGCCACGCACCCUUUGGCCGAGGGUUCCGUCAUCUUUCAUUUGCCUGGAAGACUCGCCACAUCUGAAAUGUUGCAGAUGCGACAAUGCUUUCGUCGAGAAGGCUCUGACGACCCGUACCCAGAGGCCCGCAGGACACUUGAGACGCUCAUCAGGAAUGCACACAUUCCCCUCAGACCUUCCUACUACCGGAUAUGGCGCGGAACAGACUUUUUCAGCAGCACGAUCUACCCUGCUGGUAGUCGUCGUCCAGUUCGAUGGAACCACCUGGCCGUGAACGCCGAAAGCCAAGACCAGCAAGCCAUUUCCAAGUUCAUUCAGGAAGCUGUCGAAGACCCGAGUGAGGCUUGUCGAUUCUUCGUCGUUCAACCUAUGGACGACGAUGAAGCUUGCAGAAUCCGUCUCGGGGAUGCAAACAGCAGCCAUGAAGACUUCAACGUCGAUACGCAUAGAAUGGAUUCGUUCAAGUCCAAGAUCCGUAGGCUGUACGAAGGUCACCCCGAAAAGACGUACGAGCCUGGAACAGACUCCAUCCUCAUCGAGCCAGUGAUUGACGAACGCUACUGGAACCAGUCUCAGUUUGUUCUCAGAGCAAAUGCUUCCAACAAUGAGCUGGCGAUGAUAAGACGUCUCAUCAUCGCUACAGAGGUGCGUGUCACCGUUGUGAAGGACGAUGCUUCCGACUAUGUGGCACAACUGGAAAAGUGUGAAUGGGGUCCUCGAUAUGGAGAGGUGACACCAUUCCGUCGAGAAAUGGGGCACCCAACCCUCUCACAGCCCAGCGAGCACUUCGUCAUGCCUCCGAAAAAGCAGCCAAGUCCGCGAAGGACAACAGAGUCUCGUAUGGAGCCCCGUGAGAGAACAUGGGCGCAACAGCCCGGCAUUUUCGAUAAGGGCGUUUACAAUCCAGCUAUCCCGAUCAACGCGCCAGCAGUCGAGCAAAUCAUGCGGACUGGAGGGACCCGAGUUCCAAUGGUGUCGAAGGCCGUUCUUACGUCGACGGAGCAACGUCAACUUCAAAGCGAUCUUUGGACGAUGCGUGGCAUGGUACUCGACCGCCUCUCCAGAUGUCCGUAUGAGGGGUGCAGAUAUGCAUACCGACUUGACCAGGAGGAGGAAUUCCUGAAGCAUCUGGAGGGCUCACAUGUUGGAGACAGGUGUCCCUGGUGCAGUGAACAGCUUUUUCAACACUGGUCUUGGAAGCAAAAGGAGGACCACUUCAAAACCAAACACGAGGACGUAUUCCGGAAGGUUCUGGACAUGCCGCAGCCAACACCCUCCGCUAAGAGACAACAACUUUCCGGCCAAGCUGCGGUCGAACGUGCUCAAGAUAUCUUGUCCGCAGCCACGAUCGCCGAACGAGUGCGGCCUCCAGUCGGGCCUCCUCCAAAGCCCAGUCCGCCAACAAAGGCUAACAGCAAAGAGUCCGAGUACCGAUUCUGCGACCGGUGCGGUCGCGACCACCAAACGCUUAGCGGCAAAACGGAGCGUGAUCACCAUGAUCGGUGCUGUGUGCCUUUAGCGGAGGGUGCUGGGAGGUGUACCUUUUGCGAGACGUGCGGCGAUAACGUCUGGAACUCCUUGAGCGACAGGGACGAGCUGGCACCCUACGACGAUUACCCACACCGAUGCAGAGGGACAUCCCAUGCUGGGAAGCCAUACUGCGUCAAGUGCGGACUCUCUCUGAAGAAGCUCCCCGACGAUGCCAUCGACCGCCAUCGGGAACAUUGCGGAGGCUUCUUUGGCGAUGUGGGCUGCUUCUGUCCUUACUGCCAGAAGAGCUUUGUCCAAGAUGGUGUCCAGAAACACGUGGAAGAGAUCAGGAAGCAUAUCACCGAUUGUACUGCCAAGAAGCCUCCGAACAUUACUCCGUUCGACAUUUACCCGGAGAGCUACUGGAACGGUAGGGACCAACCGUCAGAUUCGCUUUUCCUGGGUGAACAAGCCUCCAAUGAGCUCACCAACUUUUCGCGGCCUCGUGGCCCAUCUCGAUACUUGAGCCAUCCAUUGGCGUGGCACGACAAACCAGGGCCACACCCGUGUCAAGACCCCCCCUCUGAGUGCACAGCUUACGGCUGUCGAGAACCCCUAUUCGGACUCACGCCAUCCGAAGUUCUUGCGCACUUUGAGACGAAGCAUUAUGGCAUACCGCUGCCAAGGUGUCCCCUGUGCCAUUUGUCCUUCCAAAGACCCAAGGAGGUGCGUGAAGAACAGCCAGAGCUUGGGGAAUAUGAAGAUCGGAGGCUCCAGGUCGCACACAUGGAAUGUCACGUCUUCCAACUCUGGGACAUUCUUGCCGAGAAGAGAGCUCCCCCUCCCGUAGUGCAAGGGCCGUUCGGUCCGGGUCACACCUUGUGGGAUCCCGAGAAUGAGAAUGCUCUGGAUCGACGCGACAAGCGAUGUCCAUACUUUGAAAAGUGCGGGGCCAUGGUUGGAUUCAUGAGCCAGCAGCAAUGGAACAGUCACAUGGAAGCAGCGCAUGCUUCUGAAGACUUUGUGGGCGGCAUGCGACCGAACAGGGAGGCUGUUAUGCGUGCCGCGGAUGAGGAGCGAAGAAAGCAGAGGAUACGAGAGGGAAAACACCCCAUUCCGGGUAUGCUCAUAAGGCCUCCGGGAAAACCAUUCGCAGGAAUUCGACCGGGUAAUGGGCCUGGGCAAGGGAGCACAAACAGCGCGCCGCCUGCUCAGCCUGGGGGAUCUCGUCCUGAACCGAGCGAGAACCCUCCUCAAGAGCCUGGGUCUGAGACACAAGCCAUGGAGGGCGUCGAGACUAGUCACGGCCACGAAGUCCCUGAUAACAACGAGGAGGAACAAGAUAACGAAACAGAUGGACAGCUGGAAGAAGAUCUUGCGGGCGGCGGUUCCCAGCCGCCCAAGACCCAGCCCAAGCCCACAGGUCCAGUGCCCGUGCCGACCAGCACAUCAAAGCCGCCGACGAAACCCAAGCCCACAGGACCGGUGCCGGUGCCGCCGAGUUCAACCACGAAGCCGCCAAAGACCCAACCCAAGCCGACUGGUCCGGUCCCUGUGCCGCCGAGUUCAACCACAAAGCCGCCAAAGACCCAACCCAAGCCAACGGGCCCAGUCCCGGUGCCGACGACUUCGACAACGAAAGUUCCAAAGACCAAGCCGAAGAAGCCGAAGAAGCCCAAGUCGAAGACUGCAAAAGCGGCAAAAACUGCCAAGUCUGAUUUUGACCCAAGCGAUGACAUGUACUGCUCGCGAUGCUUCCGAAAAGCUUCUUCCAAAAUCAGGAACGGUGACCCGGACAGGAAAACACAAAUAAACGCCCACUCGGACCCGAACCGCAGUUGCCGAAUCCCGGCACAGGAAGGCGAGGUCACGUAUGAUGCCGACGGGAUGCCGGAGCUUCCAAGCCGUGCCGGUUGGAUCAAGAAACCCAGAAACUUUGUUAUCUCCACGCUCAGGAAGAAGUUUCUUAGGAAGCAUCCCGAGCUAGAGGGGACCUUUUGCCCGACGCAGGGAUCUAACCGCGGUACCGCGUACUGGUUCCAGGAUCCCAACAAUGACGAGAUGAGCGAUAACUUUGGCCUUCCUUUCCCCGGGGACAGCGAUGAUGAGGAAGAGGAUGAGGCCGAGAAUGAGGACGAGGACGAGGACGACGGCGAUGAAGACUACCAAGAUAACGGGGAAGAGGACGAUGAGGAUGACGAGGAGGCAGAGGAAGAGGUGUGGGAGGAGUACGAAGAGACAGACGAGCACGGAGUCAUACAAAGAAAGAAACGUAGGAUUUGGCGGGGGCCAGGACUUCCUCGCGACCCGACAUACCAGGACAACGGAGAGGAGGACGACCUAAGCCAGGCGGAUCCGAGCGAGCUGGUGCCGGAAUCUGAUGACGAGGGCAACCGGUCUGGCGGAAAGCGCAAGCGCGAUGAUUCGGGCGCGGCGCAAACGGGCGACAAGACCAAGCAGAGGCCGUCGAAGAGACCGAAGGUGGCGGAGGGCCAGAAUGAGGGUGAAGAUGAGGAAGCUUGA
Molecule: messenger RNA, 5805 nt
Organism: Colletotrichum karsti
Lineage: Eukaryota; Fungi; Ascomycota; Sordariomycetes; Glomerellales; Glomerellaceae
Exons: 4
Coding region: 1-5805 (1934 amino acids)
Source: RefSeq, a predicted model, not a curated record